AUGGUGAGUUUGUGUGCAUUUUCAUGCUUUGGUGCCCCAGCAAAUCAUCAUCAUCAUCAUCAAGAUGGGUUGGUGAGAAAUGUAACGUUUUUGGAAGCACAGAGAAGUGGUAACCGAAGGAGUGUCACCCCAGUUAAAGUGCCGGUGAACCAAGCACAUUGUGCACCGAAGAGAAGCCAAUGCAAGAAAACCGUUGUUUUUCCCUCAAGAUUGUCAUCCUCAGCCAGCACUAAAACUGUGCCUGGCAGAACUUGCAAAGGAUACAGAGAGCACAGAGUUCUUGUCACUUUACAGGAUAGAAUUUCGACAAACCCUAAGAAUGACAAUGUUUCGUCGAGUUUGAAGGACACUGUAUUCCAGCUGUUACAUUCGUUCUAUCAGUUUUCUCGUCCUCAUACUGUGAUUGGCACUCUUAUAGGGAUAACAUCAGUUUCUCUUCUACCAGUAGAAACAAUAUCUGAACUGUCUCCCACAUUUUUUAUGGGAUUGCUGAAGGCAUUGGUGCCAUCGGUGUUGAUGAACAUUUACGUGGUGGGGUUGAAUCAAUUAUUUGAUGUUGAAAUAGACAAGGUAAACAAACCUUAUCUCCCACUUGCUUCUGGCGAUUUCUCAAUGGGAACUGGUGUCGCUAUUGUUUCGGCGUCUUUGUUGGCAAGUUUUGCAAUGGGAAUUAUGUUUGAAUCCCCACUACUACUUUCUGCCCUACUCAUAAGUUGUGUGCUCGGGAGUGUGUAUUCUAUAGAACUUCCUUUUCUCAGAUGGAAGAAGCACGCAUUUCUUGCUGCAACUUGCAUCAUGAUCGUGAGGGCUAUUGUCGUUCAACUCGCUUUCUUUGUACACAUGCAGAAAUUUGUUCUUGGCAAGACAACAGUUGUGACAAGAUCAUUGGUGUUUGCAACUGCUUUCAUGUGCUUCUUUUCUGCUGUCAUUGCCCUAUUCAAGGAUAUACCUGACGUUGAUGGAGACCGAGAUUAUGGCAUUCAAUCCUUCAGUGUCAGCUUAGGGCAAGAAAGAGUCUUUUGGCUCUGUGUUAACAUGCUGCUAAUAGCGUAUGGAGCUGCUGUGGUUGUAGGAGCUUCGUCUACAUUCCUACCAAGCAAGUUCAUCACAAUAUUAGGCCAUUGUACUCUAGCUUUCAUUCUGUGGCUUCGAGCACGAUCGGUCGAUCUUACCAGCAAAGAUUCCAUAACUUCCUUCUACAUGUUCAUCUGGAAGGCAAGUCAAAUCAUAUAG
Molecule: messenger RNA, 1233 nt
Organism: Populus euphratica (Euphrates poplar)
Lineage: Eukaryota; Viridiplantae; Streptophyta; Magnoliopsida; Malpighiales; Salicaceae
Product: probable homogentisate phytyltransferase 1, chloroplastic
Exons: 12
Coding region: 1-1233 (410 amino acids)
Cellular component (GO): membrane
Molecular function (GO): prenyltransferase activity
Source: RefSeq, a predicted model, not a curated record